CAGACACACACACACACACACACACGGGCGCACAGCUUCAGUCUCGGAGCUCCGCGUUUGCUUCUGCUGGAUCCGAUGGACUGAUGAUGAUGAUGAUGAUGAUUGACGGAUGAAGAGCAUGUUCACCCGCUCCAGAGUCAGUCGCAUGAACAUGUUCGCCUGGAUAUGAAUGAUGAGUGUAUUCCGAGAUUUGAGGUGAUUGAAUCAAACUCGCUUCUUCAUCAUGGAUCCGCAUCUUCUGACACUCAUCAAACUUUCUCUGAUUUUCGCAGUGAAGGCGCUGGUGGCGAGAGGUCUAUCAGGCGGCGCUGACCCGCCCGUCACACACACGCUGCGGAUCCACUGUAACCAGAGUCUUCUUCUGCUGGAGAUGGAGAGAUGUGGAGAGAGAUUCACUGCAGACAUGAAGCAGAUCCAUCCAGACGACAGAUGCAACCUCACACACUUCAUCAGGGAGUAUCACAUGUUCUCGUUCUGCACGGAGGUGAACGCCGAGCGCAUCGGCUGCUUCUGGCCGAACCCGCAGGUCGAGCGCUUCAUCAUCGGACUCCACCAGCGCUUCUUCUCCAACUGCACCCUGGACCCGCUGGUGUUCCUGGACCCGCCUGAACACACACUCACCCUCCUCAUCCUCAUCCCCGUCUUCCUCACGCUGGGCAUGGUGGCGCUGGUGGUGUGGAGCAGCAAGCGCAGCGACGUCCUGGCCUAGGCUCAGCGGUCAG
Messenger RNA from Rhinichthys klamathensis goyatoka, 722 nucleotides. Its product is annotated as receptor activity-modifying protein 3-like. Gene Ontology annotation, molecular function: coreceptor activity. Gene Ontology annotation, cellular component: cell surface; signaling receptor complex; membrane. Lineage: Eukaryota; Metazoa; Chordata; Actinopteri; Cypriniformes; Leuciscidae. The transcript is spliced from 4 exons. Gene Ontology annotation, biological process: intracellular protein transport; receptor internalization; G protein-coupled receptor signaling pathway. The record is from RefSeq and is a predicted model, not a curated record. The coding region runs from base 224 to 709 and encodes 161 amino acids.